Messenger RNA from Microbotryum saponariae, 2091 nucleotides. The record is from the annotation of a GenBank genome assembly. Lineage: Eukaryota; Fungi; Basidiomycota; Microbotryomycetes; Microbotryales; Microbotryaceae.
AUGCGAACCGUUGCCUUGCCCGCUACCAUCUUUGUCGCCCUGUGGGCUGUCUGCUCACAGGCGACCCCGAUGCCGCCGACCAACUAUGUGUUGGCGCCGCUCUACACGCCGUCUAACCCGUCGGCCGCUUCCGAUGUCUCGGCAACGAACGCCCACAUCAUCAGCGACUCGUGAGUGGUCCGGUCGUCGAUCUUAUCUCGGCAUCCUUCGGCGCACCCGCCAUGCGCCUGCUCACAACGGUGCUGAUCACUCGUCAUGUCCAUAUCUUAUCCCGCGUAGCUACUUGAUCGUGCUCCAAGACCACCUCCAAGACCACGAGGUUGACCAGCACCACGCACGCGUCGAGCAGUUGCACGCCGCCGAUUCGCGCUUGCGUCAUUUCAAGCGCAUCGAGGAGCACCGCGCCCAGUUCGGUGGCGACGGCGGCAACCUCUUCAUGACCCAGGUCAUGGACGAGCUGCACGGCAUCAAGCAUCGCUUCGACAUUGGCAAAAAAGCCAACAAGAAGGCCCGCAAGGCGAUGCGCGGCUAUUCGGGCAAGUUCUCCCAAUCGACGCUCGAUGCGAUCCGUGCUAUGAAGGGCGUCAAGUACGUCGAGCGGGACUCGAUCGUCCAGGCCUAUGAAGUCGAACGGGGUGCUCCUUGGGUAAAUACCUUCUUUAUACCUCCUUUUGCCUCUUCUUCGGCCACAUUGUUCCCCUCCGCGCCCCGUGCUCGCGUCGGAUGAACGGCACGAGUGGCACGCCAUCCCCACAGAUCCGGGGUGGAGGUCCGAGCGUGGCCUUGGCUUGGUCCGGCAUGUGCACAUGUGGGCGAGUUUGGCUGACAGCGAUUUCGGCACUGUGUUUUGUAGGGUCUUGCUCGAAUCUCGCACCGCAAGCCCUUGUCGUUCGGAACGUUUAACCGCUACGAGUACGACGGCCAUGGUGGUGAAGGUGUCGACGCUUACGUCAUUGAUACGUGAGUUUUGAGUUCCUUGCUGAAGGAUCAUCCGCUUUGGUAGCUUACGACACGGACUUCGUCUCAUGUUUCCACGAUUGAUCACACAGGGGUGUCAAUAUCGACCACGUCGAGUUUGAAGGUCGCGCCAAGUGGGGCAAGACGAUCCCUCAAGACGCCGACAAGGACUUGAACGGUCACGGCACACACGUCGCCGGUACGAUGGCUUCAGCAAAGUACGGCGUCGCCAAGAGGGCCAACAUCAUCGCCGUCAAGGUGCUCGGUGCUGGUGGAAGUGGUACGAUGUCGGACGUCGUCGCCGGCGUCGCAUGGGCUGCCGAUGCGGCCUAUGCCAAGGCCAAGAAGAACGAUUCGAAGCACAAGGGCUCGGUCGCCAACAUGUCUCUUGGCGGUGGCAAAAGUCAGGCGCUCGAUGAUGCCGUCGACUCGGCCGUUGAGGACGGUCUUCACUUUGCGGUUGCAGCUGGUAACGAUAACCGGGAUGCUUGCGCUGUGAGUUGCUAUGGAAUUUUUGGGGGUCGAGUCAUUAUGAGUCGGGCACUAAAUCUUGUGCACUUGUGACGCGAUUUGCGACCGCAGUACUCGCCCGCCGGCGCUGUCAACGCCAUCACUGUUGGUGCUUCGACCAUCGCUGAUGAGCGCGCCUACUUCUCCAACCACGGCAAGUGCGUCGACAUCUUCGCGCCCGGAUUGAACAUCUUGUCGACCUGGAACUCGGGCAACACCUCGAUCAACACCAUCUCGGGCACGUCGAUGGCCUCGCCCCACGUCGCAGGUCUUGCCGCAUACUUCUUGUCGCUUUACCCCGACGGCUUCAACGUUCAAGAAGACGACUUUUCCUCCGAGUCGUACGAGCAAGUUUCGGGUACGGCGCAGAUGGUUCUUGGCCGCAUUUCAAACUGGCGAGCGUCCAUCCGCAAGAGCGGCGCUUCGGCCCAGGCCGCCAAGCCUCUGUCGCCCGCUGCGCUCAAGAAGGCGUUGGGGAAGAUUGGCAGCACGGGCCUCUUGUCGGACGCCAACAAGGCGCCCAUGCCUGCCGGCUCGCCCAACAUCUUGAUUUUCAACAACUACACUUCGUCGACUUCCGCUCUCGAGGCGAUGCACGCCAGUGUGCAGGAACUUGAGGCCUGA